Molecule: messenger RNA, 6249 nt
Organism: Drosophila mojavensis
Lineage: Eukaryota; Metazoa; Arthropoda; Insecta; Diptera; Drosophilidae
Gene: cyst
Product: rho guanine nucleotide exchange factor 18
Exons: 2
Coding region: 599-4810 (1403 amino acids)
Biological process (GO): regulation of Rho protein signal transduction
Molecular function (GO): guanyl-nucleotide exchange factor activity
Source: RefSeq, a predicted model, not a curated record
UCGCUUGGUUUAGUUUACCUGAGUCGUUUGAGUGAAUUUGUUCCAAGCGACUCUAUACCAGCGAAAAUAUGUGUCUCAAAUAGUGUAAAAUUGUUCGAAAUUAAACUGAAUUUGAUCUUUUGCGUUUGAAUAUAUAAAGCACCAACAACGACUCAAUAGUUUUCCGUUCGAAAUACCGCUUCGCCCAUCCUAUUGUGCACUGCUUUGUUGUUCUGGUUGUUGUUGUUGUGGCUGUUGCUUGUUCCACUUGUUUUCUAUAUUUCUAUGUACAAGGACGGUGAUGCGACGCUGCUGAAGUCGUACUCGUCCUUGCUUGACAAAGGCGCAACAAUUAGCACGCGCAACAAGGCGGGUGAGUCGAUGUGUUCGUGAAUGUGUGCGUGAGAAAAUCAAUACUAAAAAAAAAACAAAAUACAAAAACUGAAAGCAUUGCUUAUGUUUGCGUGUAUGUGCGGGCCUUGUGAUUGUGUUUGUGUGCGUAGGUGUUGCGUACUAAACUUUCUUUUUCUACAAACAGCCAAAUAAUUGAAGCAGUCAGGAAAAUACCAAAAAGUUAAAUAAAGAAAAUACCAAAACCUACACAUUCCAUACACAUAGUAUGGAAAAUAAACAGAAUGCUGCAGUUACCGCCAACGCCGCUGCCACUGCCGCUUCCCCCGCCGUUGCCGCCAGCAGCAGCAGCAACAAUGCCGACGACAAUGACAGUGAUAAUGAUGUGGUCACCGAUUUUCUAAACUCCAAUUGCAACAGCAACACCAACGGAGUGGGAGACGUGUCAGCUUCUCCCGCUGCGCCAAAUACGAAAAUCUUGCAUUCUGCCCCUCGUGUUACAGUGGAAAGUCAAAAUUAUUGCAUACCUGUUAUUAAUGCACCUGUCCCAGCUGUGGCGCUUCCUGCAAAUAACAAUAACAAUACUAACAAUAUAACGCAACACGGCAACAACAACAUGAUACCCACAAUUAAUGUGACACCUCAUAGCCCGGCCUCGGCCUCCAAGUACAACAACAUCUUCGAGGACACGUUGAGCCAGUUGCAAAAUAUACGCGAAACGGUGCAGCAGAUGAAGAACUCCUCCUCCAGCCACAAUCAGCAGGAUGGGCUGGCCAACAGCUAUGGCCUGCUUAAUGCGGCGAUACUUAGCGCCUCGCUGCCCGAUCUCAGCAAUACGGGAGGCAGUACCAACGUCAACGGCGCCGGUGGCAUCAACAACAUGGGCAUCAUGUGGUCAGCAGCGCCACAGCAAUGCCUUCUCCUGCACACAGACCGACGGAAAUCCUGGACGGCGGUGGAUGAUGGCAAUGCGACGGGUGAUUGUACCAACAAGAGCGUCAGCCUGUCCAGUCUGGACAGCGAGGAGCAGGAAACCAUACGCGUUACCGAGCAGCGAAGGCGCUCCGCUAGGAACAGCACAGGCGGAAUUUCAACUCAUUCGCUGAACGAGGCGGAGCUGGCGCGAGAUUUCGAGCGUAUUGCGGCUAAGAGAAGUCUAGCCACGGAGAUUAUUAGCCGAAUACCGUUGCAGAAGAGCAUAUCAACCUCAUCGAUCAUUGCCAAGGAGGACAUCAAAGUAAUCUCGCGUCACCUCACAGAUAGCGAGGAUGAGAAUCAGUCCUUGUUGCGCUCACAUGCCAAGAUCGAGGUUUAUGAUCACGUAGAGAAGCGUCCAAAGCGUGGGUCCCUAUUCUUUCGAAAAAAAAAACCAAAGACCAAGACGAAGUCGCUAGUGGGUGGCGUUCAGCUAAGCGAUAUGGAAUCGCACCUGGAACGCAAAAAACUGUCAGCAGGCCAGGACUAUUGUGAUGGCUCUGAGGGCCUGCACCAGCAGCAUUACCACCAGCAUCAUCAGAUGCAGGAGCAAGAGGAUCAACAGCCGCUGAUACGUGCCGCCGAGCUACAAUUUCUUAAUGAGCCGCCAAUCGAGGCGCAGGACUUAGGAGCUGACCCCGUACUGGGCAUUGUACUACAAGAGCCCGACUCCUGGACGCCGAAUGUACCCAAAGAGCAGCUGAAAACGCUUAAGGAACUCCAGAUUAAGCGACAGGAGCACAUUUACGAGUUCAUCAUGACCGAGAAGCACCACUGCCAGACGUUAAUUGUAAUGCGCAAAGUCUUCGUGGAAAGUAUGGAGCGGCAUUUCCCAGCGCUGAAUACGCACAGCAUGUUUCCUCGGCUCCAGCAGCUGACAGAGCUGCACACCUGCUUCCUGCGCCAGCUGCGGCAGAAGCAACGCGAACAUCUCGUUGUGGAUAGCAUUGCGGACAUCCUGCUCGAGUUCUUCUCGCUGGAGCAGGCGCAGUGCCUGCGCUUGGCCUACGGCGAAUUCUGUGCGAACCACCGCAGUGCUCUGGAACAGUUCAAACAAUGCCUCGCUGAGCCGAGCUUUGCUGAAUGGUAUAAGCACUGUCUGCAGAAUCCCCUGCUCAAAAAGAAGGGCAUACCAGAGUGCAUAUUGUUUGUCACACAGCGAUUGACUAAGUAUCCGCUACUGAUUGAGCCUUUGCUAAAAAGCGCACGAGAUAAUAAGUUGGAGACGGAUAAGCUGCAGCAUGCGCUGAACUUGGUCAAAUCUCUUCUGGUUGACGUUGAUGCCUGUGUGGCGGAGAAGGAACUGCGUGAGCGACAGUUGGAGAUCUAUGCCCGCGUCGAUGCGAAAUCUUUUGCUAUCUAUAAGAAUAAACCCUUCCGCAAGACCGAGUUGGGAGUGGAGUCACGGCGACGUCUCAAGUUCGACGGGUUGGCCACGUUGAUGCAGGGUCGAGCUAAGACGCAGUUGGUUUUGAUUGUAGUGCUCACAGAUUGCCUUUGCUUUCUUGUCGAGAACUCGGCGCAUAAUAAGUAUGCGUUCUUCACGCCCGAGCACAAGGCGGGCGUGGUUCCGUUGCAAAAGCUGCUGAUACGCGAGAAAGCGGGGACCGAAUCUCGUGGAAUCUAUAUCAUCAGCUCCAAUCCCGAUUUUCCCGAAAUGUACGAACUCAAGGUGCAAACGCCAAAGGACAAACAAACCUGGAUACAGAGCAUCAGGCAGGCAGUGCUCGACUGUCCUGCCACGGAUAUCAUCGAAGCUGAAGCGCUGACGGCUGAAGAGAAGCUCCGCAUUGGUGUCAACAAGCGCGAGAUCAUUGAGAAGAUGCGCCAAAAGGAUAUUGAACAGGCGUUACUGCUGGAGGAGAAACUGAUGCUACAGUUCAAUCUGCUCAAGCAGCAACAACCCUUCGGCGAAGAUCUCAAUGCGGCUAACACGAAUGGCAGUGCGGCCAAUUUCCUGGCUGCCUUUGGCUCCUAUAAGGAGUUGGUUUCCACAGACUGCGAUACUGCGGAGCUCUGGCGACGCGUCCUCAACACUGUGCAGGACAUUAGUCAGCUGGCGGCAAGCAUUUAUAGCGCUGCCACUGGGCUUCCCGUCUCUCGCACCGUCAGUAGCGUGGGCGAGAAACAAAGUGCUCUCUAUGCGUCGCCCACAUUGCCGAAGCGUGCGGAAACCUUUGCGGGCUUCGAUGAGAAAAGGGGUAAACUGAACGUGGGACGGGAGGCCAAGCUGACGCCGCGGCUGCAGGAGCUGGAGGAGAAGCGUGAGCUGAAGACCCAAGCACCAGUUGAGUUGGCUGCAGCGCCAACGCAGCUCCAACUGCACGCCAGCACGCUGCCCACCAAUAGCAAGGAGCACAACUACGCGGUGCUCCAGGUGUCGCAUCAUUUGCACACGCUGCUCUGCAUCAUCUCGCAGCAAAUGACUUGCAUACAGAGCCUGCAGCUGCAACUGGCGCUGUAUCGCGAGUCGCCAAGGAGCAGCAGUGUCGGCGGAGGCUCUAGCGCCGGCGGUGCAGGUGGUUCAGGAGCUGGCGGUAGCUCUGCCUACACGCACAAGGAUCAGCUGGAGGAGCUGCGCAACUUGCAGGAUAAGCUGCAGGAAGAGAAGACCGCUUGGUUGCGACAAAAGCAACAGCAAAUGGACGAGCUCGUCGAAAUGCGGGCGCAGCAGCUGCAGCUGCAGCAGCAAAUUAAGGCCGAACAGGAGGACAUACGCCAGCAGCGUGAGCAGCUCUAUCGGAAAAUGGAGUUGUUGUCCAGUCAAGGCCUUUUGCUAUCGCCCAGUACUCCGCUGCCAACGCUUGCGCCAGCCCUCGCACCUGUCGCUUUGCCGGAGGACGCACAUGAGCUGGACACGCCCACGGCAACAACACCAACAACAACAACCGCCUCCACCAUCGAUAGACGUAAGGAGAAGUGGCUGAGCAGCGGAUCCAGUUGCAAGACUCCGCCUGUGCAUUUGCUUAGUGCGAAUAACGCGCCGAAAGCGAAUGCGACGCUCGUGAAACAGAAACUGCCCAUGAAACUAUCAUCGUUGUCAUCCGGCACGCGGGUCGACAAAUCAGCCAGCUUCAAUAACAGCUCCAGCAAUGGGUCCACGCCUGCUUCCGCCGGAGUGCAGCAAAUGUUUCCACUAAAGUUGGCCGACAAGCAACGGCAAAUGGCCACGCCUACGCCGCAGCACUCGCGCACCGGCAGCUCACCAGCCAUCAUACAGCAGGUCGGCGGAGCCCCGGUCACCAACUUAACGCCAAAUUCUACAGGACAUUACGCCGGAUAUGGAGGAGCCGCUGCAGCAGCAGCUGCUCAGCAGCAUCAACAGCGACUGGCGCAAACACCCACGAGCAGCCGCAACAAUGCGAAUGCGAAUGCGAAUUUGAAUGUGAAUGUGAAUAUGAAUAUGAAUAUGAAUGUGAAUGCAGCCGCACGUGUGAGUGCUCCUCUGGGCAAUUCGGGGCAAGCGCCACGCGCCAAGCCCGAGGAGGAGGAGAUCUACUUCUGACGCAAAUUCACGCCAGAGGUAGAAAUCUAAAAAUUUAAGCAGCCAACCCCCACAUUCCAAUAAUAGCUCAAAGGUGUGGUAUAAUUUGCCUAGCAGUUAGGAACAUGUUCUUCAUUUGCUGUAGAUAGGAGAUAAAUUCCCUAGAAAUGCUUUAUCAUUCCAGCAUUUCAUACAAGACAUACGUUAUGAAAUUCUAGGUUAAGUGCAAGUUUUGUUUACUGGUUUUGCUCUUAUUUCUUGUUUUAUUCCACUUCAACUCUACUCAAGAAAGUCAGGACGAAAGUGCCACGAAUCAAUUGACAAUUCACUUUUACUAUCACAAUUCACUUUCCUCUCUUUUAAAUUAAAUCAUUUUCUUUUUUCACAUUUGAUGUGAAGUCAUAGAAAUUAAAGAUAUUUUUACAUAUUAAAGGACACAUAAUAAUAGAGAAGAGACUUAUUGUGUAUUAUUCCGCUGUUCCUUUUGACAAGAAAUAUGCUAAAGAAAAUAAAAAAGUAUUUACAUAAAAACGAAUAGUAAAUAUUUAGUACAAGUAAGAAUAUUUGAAAUGAAAGAGUUCGUAUAGAAAUUAUGUGAAGACUAACUAUUGAAAACAUUUGGGAUUAUGGAAUACUGAGAACUAAAACAUAUCUCUCAAAUGCUUAAAUAUGUUUCCAUUUCACAUUCAAAUACAUUUCCAUUAGGUAACCAAUUAAAAUGUGGGCAAAUUAUACCAUUAACCAGGCAUCUCAAAAACGCAGUCUACUCGUUUGAGUGCUCGUCCAUUAACUUAAGUAAUCCCAAGUCUGUGUUUACCAAUAUAUAAUAUAUAUAUUUACAUAUAUAUCUAUGUUUACUUAAUUUUUCAAAUUUCUUUAACUAAGUAUCUCAAAAAGUAUCAAAGUUUUUAUAAGUGUACUGUAUUAUACGUAGAAAAAGAUGUCUGGACUUUACAGAGUACAACUUUGUACUUAAAACUUAAAUUUAUAAAAACUUUGAUCGGGUCCUAACACCAUCUUAUCAAACAGUUCUUUUUUUAAUGUGUUUAAAAUUGUUUGAAAUUGUCAAAUGCAUUUUUAAUCUCUUUUUGUUUCAACUACUUCAAUAUCUGAAUAGUCACGGAAGUAGUUUGAAUUAAUGAUCUUAACGUAUAGCUAACUAUUUAUUCUCUCAAUGUACUUAGACUUUUGUAUUCUUCACAAAUCUAUUGUGUGUUUUUACUUUUAAUCUUCUUCAAAUCCAACUUAAUUAUGUAUUAAACAAUUACACAAAAAGAAACUCUAGAUAUUAGAAAGCGAUAUCGAUAACUGAAACGAAUAUGAAUGUAAAAAAAAUCAUGUAUGGUUAGGUCUCCAUAUAAAAACUACAUGUUUAAGCUUAUUUACAGAUUAUACAUAUAUAUAAAAUCUAUAUAUAAACAUAUACAAAUCAUUUAAAUAACUAUACUUGAAGAAAGCUA